Molecule: messenger RNA, 2243 nt
Organism: Manduca sexta (tobacco hornworm)
Lineage: Eukaryota; Metazoa; Arthropoda; Insecta; Lepidoptera; Sphingidae
Product: oocyte zinc finger protein XlCOF6-like
Exons: 8
Coding region: 300-2228 (642 amino acids)
Biological process (GO): regulation of transcription by RNA polymerase II
Cellular component (GO): nucleus
Molecular function (GO): zinc ion binding; DNA-binding transcription factor activity, RNA polymerase II-specific; RNA polymerase II transcription regulatory region sequence-specific DNA binding
Source: RefSeq, a predicted model, not a curated record
AAUAUUAAAUCUGUAGUAUAGGAAUAAACUUUUUUCGAGAUUUUUGACAUUCAUACUGUCAUCGACACAAUGACAGUUGACAGUUGACACAAGCCAGAAGUAUUCAAGUUGUAAUUCAAAAUAUUUAGAAAAAACAAAUCAUUUUAGGACACCACAGUAACUUUAUAAAGAGAAACUUUAUAAAAUAUGGUGGAUGCUUUGUAGAAUAACUAUAUAAAAUUUGUAUCCUAAAACUAUCAAUUAUAUACACUACAAGUGUAUUCCAAUUUAUUCAAAUCGUACAGGAGACAGUUAUACCAAUGUUUAAGUGUAAAAUACGCGCCUGCCGUACUUGUCUUAAUUCCGAAAAUGAAUACAACGCAUUGUUAAAUGGCGAAAAUUGGCUGGAACUUUUAGAAUAUUGUUUUGGCAUUCACGUAAAAGUUCAAGAAGAACCACAGACUAUAUGCAGAAAAUGUUCAGAUGUCAUUAGGAGUUUUGCCAAGUUUAAGAAGAAAUGUCUUGCGACUGAUGCGUUGUGGAAAUCUGUCACAUCUGAGGAUAACUACCUGAAACGUUUAAUUCAGAAUUAUACAACAGAAGUUGAAAUGAUCAUGAAAAAUAAACUUCUAGACAUUCAAAAUAUUAAUGAUAUCUUUCAUGAAAAAAAGAGUGAAAUUGGUGCUCAUGAUAUUAAAAUUAAAGAUGAAGGAAACAAAAAUAUUGAAAUUGAAACAAUAAAAUUUCUAGAUGAAGACUAUGAGUAUAGAUCUGAUGAUACUUUAGAUAAUGAUUCAGUUAAUUUCCAUGAUAGACUUCAAAUAACUUAUGACAAUGAUCACAAAGACAAGGAUACCAUUAAAAAACGUUUGAUUGAUGAUUGCAAAUAUGAAUCUGAUGAUGCAUUAGAUAAUAAUUUUAGUAAAUAUAAUGAUAAACUUCAAGCAAUCAAUGAAAAUGAUUUAGAACACAAGGAUAACAUUGAAAAAGAUUUGCUUGAUAGUGGUCAUAAAUGUGGAUCUGAUGAUGGUUUAGAUAAUGAUUCUGGUAAUGUUAAUAAUAGACUUGAGACAACUGAUGACAAUAGUUUGGGGCACAAUGAUAACUUUAAAAUAAAUAAUGACACCAUAAAGGGUAUACUGAAAUGCCAGAAAUGUAAUAAAGUUUAUGGAAGGGAGGGAUGGCUUAAAAUGCACAUGACACUCUGUGGCAAAACCAAAGAUGAAAAAAAGGAAAUCCGUAGAAACAACAAAAAGACACAAGAACACCUGUGUGGCCUUUGUAGAUUUACAUCCAAAUCUGAGCAACUAGUCAGUCGACAUUUUGAGGAGCACUGUUCUAGGAAUGAUUUGCGAUGUCAAAUGUGCGAAUUUGUAGGCAGAGAUUUUGCGGAUAUGGUAGCACACAGGAUAUCUCACAACUCAGAGGCACUUAAAGUGAAAAAGUCUUGUCCUGCAUGCAAAAAAACUUUUGUAUCAAGACUGUCCAUGCAAUUUCACUACAGGUCAGCGCACUUAAACAAAAAUGGCGGCUAUUGUUCUAAAUGUGAUAUUGAAUUUUCCCUGUACAAAACUUUCGAAUCGCAUGUACGUACACAUGCAGGGAGGAAGUAUGUAUGCGACGUCUGUGGAUUGAGAUUAAUUUUCAGAUUCUUCAAACGAAGCCGAAUCAUUGAACAUUUAAGAAAUCACAAGGAAAUAAAUAAUUUUAUUUGCGACGAAUGCGGUAAAGGAUUUAAACGCCACAACAAUUUAUUGUUUCACAUGAGAACGGUGCACGUGAAAGAACAACCACUGAAUUGUACACACUGCAAUAAGAUGUUCAAAAACCUGUACACAUUGAAAAUGCACAGAAAGCGACAGUUGGGAACGAAAAACUCGUUAAAAUGUGAAUUUUGUGGCAAAUGUUUUGCAUCACCACAUUUGCUUCGGAGUCAUAGGUUUUGGCAUUCUGAGGAAAGACCACAUUGUUGUGAAAUUUGCGGUUCUAGAUACAAAGCGAAGGGGCAACUGAAAGUGCAUAUGCAGAAACACACUGGCUCCAAACCUUUUGAGUGUGAUCUGUGUAGCAAAUGUUUUACUACUGCACGAGAGCUGAGAAGGCAUGCGAGUGUGCACACAGGUAUACGCCCACACAAAUGUCCGCACUGUGACAGAACGUUCCAUUCUAAGAAGCAAAUGUUGAAACACAGUGCUUUUUGCCAUAAAGGGUGUGAAGUCGGCAAAGUUGACAAAAGUGCGAAUAAAUGAAUUAUUAUAGUUUCA